AUGGGUAGUACGGCAUUUCACCCUCAAACAAAUGGGGAAAACGAACAAAUGCAUCAUACGCUCACUGAAUAUAUGAAAGCCUACGUAGAGAAAGAAGAUCAGUGGGACGAGCACUUACCAUUGUGCAUGCACUCAUACAACACUACGGACCAUGAAAGUACAGGGUACUCACCGCAUGAGCUUGUUUUCGGGCAAAGAGCGAGAACACCUACUAGCUGUAAGAUAUCAUCUAGUGGCCAGACGUCGAACAAAUAUCUUAAUGAGCUGGUAACGACACUGACGGAGAUGAGAACCAUCGCCGCAAUGAUUCAAGUGCAAGCGAAAUACCGCUCAAAAUAUUACUACGACCGCAAAUUAAAUACGAGAUACUACCUCGAGGGAGAAAUAAUUUAUGUGUUAAAAGAGCCGUCGAAAGGGAAAUUCCACGCCUAA
Molecule: messenger RNA, 432 nt
Organism: Copidosoma floridanum
Lineage: Eukaryota; Metazoa; Arthropoda; Insecta; Hymenoptera; Encyrtidae
Source: RefSeq, a predicted model, not a curated record